GACAAAUUUUUUUUUUCAAUUUUGACACUUUACACGCUAGAGAGACGUUUAAUUGGACGGUCAACUUUGAUGUCCUCUGGCUGGAAGCAGUUAAAAUUUCUUUGACGCCAGCAAUGGGGUGAGAGUCUGACGCAGAGAGACAUUUGAAAGAGCUUAUAGUUUGUACACAGAGGAUGAGAAUGGUCAAAUAUGACCGGUGGCGCCGGUCAAUGGUUGAUUAAACUCCUCUUUAAAACUCUCUGUCUCUCUGUCUCGCUGUCUCUCUCUCUCUCCAUUUUUCUCUCUGGGUCAGCUUGGUUGUCUGAAUAACUGCGGUGGGUUUGAUCCUAGCAGUUGAAUCUCUUGAAAAAUCUUGUUUUUUUCAUUUUCAAGCUCCGUGGACAGGGCAAUGGCUUUCUAAUGAUGGAUAUUUCAAUCUAUAAUGUGCAUCCACUGUUAAUGUACUGCUUAUGCAACGUUCACAUGUACCGAAAUUUGGCAAUUGGGAAAGUGAAGAGAAUGUUCCUUACACGGCCUAUUUUGAUAAAGCUCGCAAGGGUCGAGGUGGGACCAAGAUGAUGAAUCCAAAUGACCCUGAAGAGAAUCCUGAUUUAGUUUCUGAUAAUUCAUCUUCAGCUCAUGGUCCUGCUGCCAGAGCUGAAACUGAGGAACCAGUAAGAGAGGGAGCUGGAAGAUCAACAUAUGAACGGCGGAGCAGGGAAGAAGGUGAUGUCAGGCAGUUCACCGACUCUCCAGCCCGUCAUGAUAAUUCAGGCAGCAGAGCUCAUGGAGGCCGUGAAACCCAUAGAAGACCUGCAAGGCCCAGCACUGGAUCUGAGUACAGUGUUGAGCGUUCACCACUCCACAGCCAUGCAAAGGUCCCAGUGAGAGAUGGUGGGGUCAAUUCAUACACUUCAGAAGGAAAGUCAUAUGAUAGUAGCCAUGGUACUCCUGGAAGAUACCGAAAACCAGAGACUCGAGGCGAUGAAACGCCUGAAAAAGGUGCUGCUGUUCCAAAAUUUGGUGAGUGGGAUGAGAACAACCCUGCAUCAGCUGAUGGUUUUACUCACAUUUUUAACAAAGUGCGGGAAGAGAGGCAGACUGGGGUGGGAAGGGUACCAGGUUCUAAUGGAACACCAUACAACAACACGCGGCGGAGGCAAGAUGCUGAUGACAAUGUUAAGAGUUGCUGCUUUCCAUGGCGCAGAAAAUGAUAUAUCUUUGGAUUUUUGGAUAAUCACAAAGUUUGUGGGACUUGUAAAUACCUUUGAAUGCUCGCUCGGAGCUGAGUCAGUUCUUUGCAGUUCGUUCAUUUGGUCUGUGUGCGGUACUUUGUAUUAAUAAAUGUACAACCGUGUUGUUAAAACUUGCCUUGUUUUGGUGGUUCUUUUUUACCUUUAGCUGCUCUAAGUUGUACUGUCUAUAUUCACUUUUGCAAGUUUAUUUGCCUGGAAAAGACCAGCUACAGAUUCUUUUAUUCUAUUCCAAUCUAUUGCGGCGACUUUCUAUU
Messenger RNA from Juglans regia (Persian walnut), 1489 nucleotides. RefSeq names its product RPM1-interacting protein 4-like. The transcript has 5 exons. The coding region runs from base 450 to 1193 and encodes 247 amino acids. Lineage: Eukaryota; Viridiplantae; Streptophyta; Magnoliopsida; Fagales; Juglandaceae. The record is from RefSeq and is a predicted model, not a curated record.